Messenger RNA from Drosophila gunungcola (fruit fly), 1534 nucleotides. RefSeq lists its product as uncharacterized. The transcript is spliced from 3 exons. The record is from RefSeq and is a predicted model, not a curated record. Bases 101 to 1348 code for a protein of 415 amino acids. NCBI's taxonomy places the organism in Eukaryota, Metazoa, Arthropoda, Insecta, Diptera, Drosophilidae.
UCCGAGAACAUGUUAUAAGAGAUAUAUUUGAAAGUCAGUUCUCUAGUUUAUUGAGUUAGUUUUCAGAAGCGAAGCGGAUAACAUCAUUAAAUUUUGGGCCAUGGAUCUACUCAGCUUAGAAGAAUGUCUGCUUAUAGCGCAGAGAACUCUUCCAGCGAUCAACAAAUCCAAUCUGAUAGUCCUUAGCUCACAAUUGGAAGCAGGUUCCAAUGAUUUGGUGGGUUUUAUGGGAGAGUACUAUAUGUUCGAAUUGGAGGUGGAAGAUGUAGCGGAAAAGAAAAAAUAUUGCUUGAAAUAUUUUAUCAAAAGUUUGCCACGCAAAAAUGAGCCACAGAGAAAAGCAUACGAACGAAAGGGAUUUUUUCGGAAGGAAUCUGCCGUCUACAGCCAGAUGUUACCUAAAAUACAAAAAUAUGCCACCAAAAAGCUUUUUCCUGUAUGUUAUUAUAGUCGGAAUGAUAUUCUGGUAUUAGAAAAUCUCACCCAAAACUAUAGACACCUCGAGGUCUCGGAGAGCUAUACAAUAGAUCAUUAUAAACUGGCUUUGGAACACCUAUCUGAAUUGCAUGCUGGAAGUAUUGCUUGGGAAGAAAAAGAGCAUAUAAAUAUUCAGGAACGUUACAGAGAUGUGCUUAUAGAAUUCCACUUAAGUGCGGAUAAUUCAUGGUACACCACUGGACUUAACGCCAUUGUAUUCUUAGCAGCCCGACAUCCGCAAUAUCAAACCAAGGAAGCACAGACUUUUAUUCAAGAAAAACUAUACAAUCUACUAACAAAAGCUGAAGAAUUCGUGGCACCCUCAAAUACUAUUAGAAAUGUGCUUUGUCAUCGAGAUACUUGGGAUCGUAAUAUCCUGUACAGCUUUGAGAAAGAUUCUUCUCCUAUACCCAAUGCUUGUUGCGUUGUAGAUUUUCAACUCACUAAGUACUGUUCGCCCACAUUAGAUGUCUUAUUUCUGCUCUAUAUUGUUGCCUCCGCUGAUGUCAGGAAGGAGAUUUAUGAUGAGUGCCUCGAGCACUAUUAUAAAUCCCUUGAAUCUCAUCUCAUCCGACUGGGUUUGGACAAGAAUAUCAUUACUCGAGAGAACUUUUUACAAGAGUGCCAACGAACACGAUUAGCUGCGCUGCUUAUUUGGGCUCUCACCGAGCCUCAAACCAAAAUGUCACCAAGUAUUUCGAAUAGAUUACGAUCUGAAGAACCAGAGAAAUUAGACCAUUUCCUUUACUGCGAUCGUAGUGAAUUGUUGCUAAGGGUUAUGGAGAUUCAACCGGGGUACGAGCAGACUAUCAUGUCGCCUAUCAGGGAACUGGUGGAUUAUCUCAUGGAGAAUGAAAAUUUAUAUGCCUAGAAAGUUUUUUUUUGUAGAUAAAAGCGGAUUUUGAAUUCUUCAAAAAUGUCUAAUCGUUAAGUGAACUUAUUUUAAAGCUGUUUUUAAAUGAGUUUCACAAACUAAAAUUGUAAAGUGUGAAAUAAUAUUGAUAAAGUUUAUUGAAAUGUAUCAUUGAAAUGAUUAAAGUGUUUUUUAAAUUUAACG